AUGGUGACUCAGACUAUAGUUACCACGAUAUUAUUGAUGAUACGCAGCCCACAGUGGACCGCAGCGCGUACAACAAGCUCAAGGAGGCUAAUCCGACCCAGCACGCCUGUGCGGCAGUAUCGAGCUGUCUGGCCUUCGUACGGCAUCACUACCCCGGUUCCCGAUCAUUAUCCACAUUCAAAGGCUCCGUUCUGCUUCCAGACAGGCUACGCUCUCUGCGCCAAACGGCUGUCGCGCCCGUUUCCCCCACCCUUCCUAUCUCCGCCGUCGUCCUCCUUUUCCGACCCCCUGACAACCCACUACCAGAGUCAGGAUAAGAGAUUAUCCGUUCGGGGUGAACUGGUCCGCGGGCUGAACAACGGUGAUGAUGCAGUGCUUGUUGCAGACAAUUUCAUCGGGGUGAACGAUGGCGUGGGGGCGUGGGCUACAAAAGAACGGGGUCAUGCUGCGCUUUGGUCUCGAUUAUUGCUUCACUUCUGGGCCCUGGAGGCCGAACGAGAAGUCGACAAAACCUCAAAACUAGAUCCGAUCGAGUACCUACAACGAGCCUACGAGGAGACGAUCCGUGCGACGACCUCUCCGAAUGAAUGGCUGGGCACCACAACGACGGUGACUGCGCUUUUACACUGGACUGUGGACAAUGCGGGAAAUGCAAAGCCCUUGCUCUACGUGACCAACUUGGGAGAUUGCAAAGUGCUUGUUAUCCGUCCGAGCGAGGGAAAGGUCCUGUUUCGAACUACCGAACAAUGGCACUGGUUCGACUGUCCUAUGCAACUAGGCACAAAUAGUGUGGACACACCACGGAAGGACGCAGUGCUUUCUGAGGUUCAGCUAGAGGAGGAUGACCUCGUGCUGGCUGUGUCUGAUGGAGUUCUUGAUAAUCUUUGGGAACAUGAGGUCUUGACGAUCACGCUCGACAGCCUCAAGAAAUGGGAUGAAGGACAUUUCGAGGAGAAGGAUCUCUACUGGGAUCCCCCGGCCCACCUGGCAGAUGAACGUAUGGUAUUCGUAGCCAGAGAGCUGCUCAAAGCUGCGCUGGCUAUCGCUCAGGAUCCAUUUGCAGAGAGCCCAUAUAUGGAGAAGGCUAUCGAGGAGGGCUUGGCCAUCGAAGGGGGAAAAAUGGAUGACAUUAGCGUUGUCGUCGGCGCCUGUAAGAAGAGAGAGCGUUGA
Messenger RNA from Aspergillus thermomutatus, 1170 nucleotides. RefSeq lists its product as uncharacterized. The coding region runs from base 1 to 1170 and encodes 389 amino acids. The transcript is spliced from 3 exons. NCBI's taxonomy places the organism in Eukaryota, Fungi, Ascomycota, Eurotiomycetes, Eurotiales, Aspergillaceae. The record is from RefSeq and is a predicted model, not a curated record.